AUAAAGGCAGAUGCGCCGUGCAUUCUUGGUAUCACGUAUUGGUCGUCGUUUAAGGACGAAAGGGUCAGGAAUCGUAAUCGUUCGCACGAAGAGUCCUCGCUAUGAAGACGAUCCUAAUCUUCGUGGCAGCGAUAGUGGGAGUUCUCGCGGCGCCUCAAGGUAGUCCAAACGAUAUCACGAUCGUGAAGCAGGAAGAAUCGAACAACAUCGGAGUGGGUGGAUAUCAUUUUAGUUACGAACAAAGCGAUGGCCAAAAGAGGGAAGAAACAGCGGAACUGAAGAACGAAGGUACCGACGAUGAAGCCCUAGACGUUUCCGGUAGUUUCACGUUCACAUCGCCAGAUGGGCAUACUUACAGGGUCGAUUACACCGCCGAUAAGGAUGGAUUCCACCCUACGAUCAACCUCGUUUCCAAAUAAACUAAUCUAAGAACCGAAGUUCUGCGUUACCGACGUUACCUAGGAUUUUCCGACCAUCGAUACACACAAAUAUAAGUGCAUUACAAUACUCUGUACCUUAAAAUAACGUGGCACGCGAUUCACUGACCGAUAAACGCGAGAUCGAGAAAGGUAUCGGCUCGAGACGAUCGAUCCUUGUUCUCCCAUGUCUUUGUAUAUCCACAUUCUUGCAUCUUAUCGCAUUUGCUAUCUUUUUCGUUCUUAUUCGUUAACACAUUACCGACCGAUAGCCUAUCAAUCGACUGUUUUACCGACCAACGCUUACCGGCUGAGAGCCUAUCAAUCGACUGUUUUACCGGCCAACGCUUACCGUCGGUAAAGUGUUAAGAUGAAACGCUGGUAAUCGUUACCAUGCAUCGUAACAAAGAUGGCGCGUGAAAUGGAAUGAUUGUUCUAUUCCGUGAGCAAACGCGAACGAUAUUUAAACUAAAGAACUUCUGGAAGAUUAAAUUUCCAAUUUCCAUUUUUAGUUACGUUAAAAGAAUUAAAUGUGCGCGUGGAACUAUGAAGUAA
Messenger RNA from Colletes gigas, 971 nucleotides. RefSeq names its product endocuticle structural glycoprotein SgAbd-5-like. Lineage: Eukaryota; Metazoa; Arthropoda; Insecta; Hymenoptera; Colletidae. Bases 102 to 419 code for a protein of 105 amino acids. Gene Ontology annotation, molecular function: structural constituent of chitin-based larval cuticle. The record is from RefSeq and is a predicted model, not a curated record. The transcript is spliced from 3 exons. Gene Ontology annotation, cellular component: chitin-based extracellular matrix.